This is a messenger RNA of Anastrepha ludens (Mexican fruit fly), 2338 nucleotides long. RefSeq names its product muscle-specific homeobox protein tinman. Gene Ontology annotation, biological process: regulation of transcription by RNA polymerase II; cell differentiation. The record is from RefSeq and is a predicted model, not a curated record. Gene Ontology annotation, molecular function: DNA-binding transcription factor activity, RNA polymerase II-specific; RNA polymerase II cis-regulatory region sequence-specific DNA binding. The coding region runs from base 297 to 1796 and encodes 499 amino acids. Gene Ontology annotation, cellular component: nucleus. The transcript is spliced from 3 exons. Lineage: Eukaryota; Metazoa; Arthropoda; Insecta; Diptera; Tephritidae.
GCCAGUCCGCAUCCAGUUUAUUCCGCGUUUGUGCUAAAACAAUUUGCAAUGAAUUAAGUACUGUACAAACACAUGCUCACAUGCACAACAAUAGCGCUAACUUACGAUGAAGCAAUUUCGAGAGUGGUGAUUAACUAGUCAAAACAGGUGUGCAAUUAAAAAACAAAAGUAAAAAAAUUAUAAUAACAACUAUUCCUGUUUAAAUUACAUACAUACAUGCGUGUAUGACACUCAUAAGUGGAUAGUGAAAAGUGUCAAUCGAAUGAACAGUGCCGUCACCAAUUACCAACAACAAUAUGUUACAACACCAGCAACAAUCCCAGGUGUCACAAGGAUACUAUGACUACAACCAGUCCAGUCCAACAAAUUUCAAUAAUUCUGAUUCUCUGAAUACAACACCAUUUUCCGUUAAGGAUAUUCUGAAUUUGGUCAAUCAAAAUGAGAAUUAUGAGGUUUUCGGCACAUUAGAGAGUGUUCCGACGCCCGCAUCUUGCGUCAACGAUUACGAUACACAAAAUUAUCAGGAGACGACGCUCAGUUCAACGCCAGUUAUGCCACAGCUUCAAGUGCCAUCAAUGACCGCGGCGGCGACGAUGGCGGCGGUCGGUGCAUCAACUUCCGGCUACCACUAUCCCCAUCAUCAUCCUCAUGCUCAUGCAGCUUUCGGCGAAUAUCCCUCUGCCCCACAUGCCCAUGCGGUCGCCGCAGCGUAUCCAUCACAUCUUCAUUCGCAUUCGCAUACACACCCACACGCACAUCCACAUAAUCCCCCGCCUCCGCCACCACAUCCGAAUCCCCACACACAUACACAGCACGUACCUCCUUACCAACAUUACGGUGCGGUGCAAUGGUACAUGUCGCCACCCGCAGUAACCAACAGCAAUUCCAUGUGUGCACCUGCUAGUAGUGUCUCGCCAAAUGCGUCCGCUUACGGCGUGACGUUAGCCCAUCCAGCAGCAUACAACUACAAUUAUCAACACCCAAGUGAUGCUUACAUGAAUGGCGUAAAUGGCGUCGGUAGCAUAGAAAACACCAGCAGUAGAAGCGAAUACAAUUCCACGCCAUAUGUGACGCCAUCGCCCACCUUGGAUCUGAAUAGUUCAACAGAAGUGGGCGAUCCACAUGCGGCAUCUGGGCUGACAGCGAAAUUGACGUCUUUGCUGCCGAAAGGCAGUAGCGGUAGCUGUAAAACGGGAGGUGUGUCGCAACAAUCUUUGCAUAAUCUGCUGGAGACCACCAACAAUAGCGCAUCUAUGCAGCAAAUAUCUAAUAGCGUAGCCAGCGGUAUGAAUACGGUUAACGGAAGUUUGUGUGGGUCAAAGAGUGUGGCGGACAAUGUUCAGAGAUCAAGCGAGAAUGCUGCCGGGAAUGCUGGCGGCGGCGGGGACGGUGGAAUUCCUAAACGCAGAGACAUUUCUCAUGUCACUUCGUCUCGUUCGGAACUUCGUAAAAAUGGCAAACCGCGUUGUAAACGUAAGCCACGCGUUCUUUUCUCACAGGCUCAGGUGCUGGAAUUAGAGUGUCGGUUUCGUUUGCAAAAGUACCUGACCGGUGCCGAACGCGAAGUCAUCGCUCAUAAGCUAAAUUUAUCGCCAACUCAGGUGAAGAUCUGGUUUCAGAAUCGACGUUACAAGUCGAAACGUGGAGAAAUCGAUGGCGACACCCUCUCGGCUAAAUUGAAAGCAGACAGCACAUCGGGUGUGAUGGCGGCAGGUGGUGUAAUAUGGGGUCAAUUGCAUCGCCAACAUCAAUCACACCCACAACAAACGACGGCGCAAGUGAUGCACCACUCAUAACACACCGUAAGAUGCAAAUGCCUACAAAAGUGUACACGUGUACGUAAAUACAUAUACGAGUAUACUCGUACUUUCAUAUCUUUGGCCUUUUGAUGAAAUCAGUUCAAACGAUUUGCAGUAUUUAAAGUAUUCAUCGAUGACAGUCGUAGCUUAAGAAUGCAUUUUAAUCAAGUUUUUAUGAGAAAAGUCAAUUCUUCUGUAGAAAAGCUUUGAUCUGAAAGCAAAAAAUGUUAAAAUCCAUUAAGCUGGUUUGCCAAAAGCCCACAGUUAUGUGUGUAUGUAUGUAUGUGUGUAAAAGAUUGUGUGCAUAUACUUUUUAAUUAUUUAGUAUUUUAUAAUUUAGUUUUGACAUUCGUUGCCAAUAUAAAGAAAAUUUGCUUUGCGCCAAGUACCUUUGAAAUAAUGUUAACAAUCAAAAUAGAAUAAUGCGAAAGGUCGAUAAAAACGGAGCAUCUUCACACAUUACAUAUUAAUAAAAUUAGCUGAAUAAGUGAGUUGUAAAUAAAAUGACAAUAAUUGACUUUGGUCGAGAAAAAAGAACA